Molecule: messenger RNA, 1446 nt
Organism: Symbiodinium natans
Lineage: Eukaryota; Dinophyceae; Suessiales; Symbiodiniaceae
Source: the annotation of a GenBank genome assembly
AUGGAAGAGGUGCCACAACGUAUGGACUGCCCAUAUCUGGGUACCAUCAACAGGCAUGUGUUGGACUUCGAUUUCGAGAAGCUGUGCUCCAUGACGCUGUCGGGUGACAACGUGUACUGCGACCUGGUUGACGGGAAGUUCUUCCAGGGACGCGGCAAGGACACACCCGCAUACCGCCACGCUUUGGAGAAGGGCCACUACGUCUGGAUGAAUGCUGUGGAUGGGAAGGUCUAUUGCAUUCCAGAUGGCUAUGAAGUGGUGGACAAAUCGCUAGAGGACAUCAAGUACAACUUGAUCCCUCUUUUCGAUGAGGAGGAGAUCGAGUUCAUGUCAACUCGCGUGCGGUAUUCAAAAGCCUUGGAUGGCACAGACUACAUUCCCGGGUGCAUCGGUCUGAACAACAUUCAGGAUUCAGACUAUCAGAAUGUCGUUAUCCAGAUGCUCUGCACAGUGAUUCCAAUCCGGAACUACUUCUUGGGCUACCAGCCCCCAUCCGAGCGAAAGCCGGACCCAGUCCUGGCCACCAUCUCCCAGUUGUUCCGCAAGAUGUACAACCCUAGGAACUUCAAGGGGAUCGUGUCCCCCCACGAGUUCUACCAGGCCGUGGGCCAGGUCACCAAUAAGAAGUUCUACGCCAAGCAGAUGGACCCGGUGGCCUUCUUCUCUUGGCUGAUGGGUUACCUUCACAAGAAGAGCAGAGACAAGAAGGGAGACUCUCUGGUUCACGACGUCUUCCAAGGAGAAGUGCAGGUCAAGCUUUGCCCUGCCCAUGAAGAGUCAAGAAUUACAGAGUCCAAAGAGAAGACGGUUUUCUUGACACUGGAAUUGCCAGACGAGCCGCUCUUCAAGGACAACCUGGACUUCAUUCCCCAGGUGCCGCUCUUUAACUUGUUGGAGAAGUUCAACGGCGAGAAGCCCUUCGAGAAGAUCGCAAAAGGUGGUGAGUCGCGCGAGAUCAGGAGGUACAGCUUGAGGCGCUUGCCGCCCUACGUCAUCUGCGUAGUGAAGCGCUUCCGAAACAACAACUUCUUUGUGGAAAAGAACCCCACAAUUGUGACCUUCCCAUUGAAGGGCCUUGAUCUGAGGGACUACAUCCAUCCAGACUGCCAGCCAGCCAACCCGGAAACGAAGUACGACUUGGUUGCGAAUGUUUGCCAUGAUGGGAAGCCAGAGCGUGGUACAUACAAAGUGCAGGUGUUCCACCAGCCCACGUCGCAGUGGUUCGAGAUCCACGAUUUGCGAGUAACGCCGGUUUUGCCGCAAAUGGUGGCCUUGACGGAGAGCUACAUUCAGGUCUACCAGAGACAGGAUGUGAAGCCAGAUGGCUCCUUCGGCAAAUUCGAUGCGGAGAUUCCGGACUUGCUGGCGGAGGCAGAACCUGGUGUGGCCGCAGAGAUCGAAAUGGCACCGGAGGACCUUGCAGAAGCCGGUAUCAUUAUCGGCUGA